Hyaloscypha bicolor E is the source of this 1608-nucleotide messenger RNA. RefSeq names its product general substrate transporter. Gene Ontology annotation, biological process: carbohydrate transport; transmembrane transport. Gene Ontology annotation, cellular component: membrane. The record is from RefSeq and is a predicted model, not a curated record. The transcript is spliced from 8 exons. Gene Ontology annotation, molecular function: carbohydrate:proton symporter activity. The coding region runs from base 1 to 1608 and encodes 535 amino acids. Lineage: Eukaryota; Fungi; Ascomycota; Leotiomycetes; Helotiales; Hyaloscyphaceae.
AUGGCCCCAAAUACAGCCGCAGAUCUUGGUCCCAAUAGACUCGGUGGUCUCGAUGUGCCCGAGCUUCAACACGGGAAGAGAUGGUGGUUUCAAGAUCCUGGGUUGCGUAAAUUAUACUUCCUCAUUUUUAUUGCCAUUCUGAGUUCAGCUACCAACGGUUACGAUGGAUCAAUGAUGAACGGACUCCAAGCUUUGACUUAUUGGAAAACUUAUUUCAACAACCCAAGUGGAUCUCGCCAAGGACUUCUUAACGCAAUUCAAUCUGUUGGAUCUGUUUGCUCUUUACCAAUUGCUCCAAACCUAGCAGAUUGGAUUGGUAGAAAGUACAGUAUUUUUAUUGGAAGCCUUGUCGUCGCCAUUGGAGCAGGACUUCAAUCCGGGGCCACGGAUACCGGGAUGUUCAUUGCAGGGAGAUUCUUCAUCGGUCUUGGCUCUGGGAUCAAUGGAAUCGCCAGUCCUCUCCUCAUUACCGAACUAGCUCACCCCAAAGAACGCGGGAAGAUCACUGCAACCUACAACACGUUCUACUACUUCGGCUCAACCAUUGCAGCCUGGACAACAUACGGCACAUUACAAAUCCCUAGCAAUUGGUCAUGGAGACUUCCAAGUCUUUUACAAGUAGCACCAAGUGCCUUUCAGCUCAGUUUCCUUUGGCUUCUUCCAGAAAGUCCAAGGUUUUUGAUUUCAAAAGAUCGACAAGACGAGGCCAUGGGUGUGAUGGCUAAAUAUCACGCGAAUGGAAACAUUCACGAUGAGGUGAUUAUGUUCGAGUUCGCCGAGAUAAAGGAAGCUUUGAAAGAAGAGAAAAUCAAUUCCAAAGGACGGUACAUGGACUUAAUCAACACUCCUGGAAACCGAAGGCGUCUCUUCAUAUGUCUCUGCUGUGGUUUCUUUUCCCAAAUGUCUGGCACUAGCCUUACCGGAUACUAUCUCAGUAAAAUUCUUACCGACGUUGGUAUCACAGACCCCCAAUUCCAAAACAGGCUUAACGGAAUCAUCGGCACAACAAACUGGAUCGAAGCCAUUUGUUUUGCUCUUCUCGUUGAUCGCGUUGGCCGCCGGCCACUUUUCCUUACCUCUGCUUCUGGCAUGUGUUGUACCUUCGCAACAUGGAUUGCUUUGACAGCUGUUCAGAACCGUAUAGGAGCUUCCGGUCCUGGGAAAGGAGUUAUUGUUAUCAUAUUCUUCCAUAACUUCUUUUACAAUCUCUGCUGGCAUGUGACGGUGUCACUCAAUGUCGCCUAUCCAUGCGAGAUUCUACCGUACAGGUUGCGCGCGAAUGGUCUCAUGGUCCAGUCUUUGGCAACAAAUGUGAUGUUGUUCUUUAACCAAUAUGUUAAUCCAAUUGGCAUUCAGCAUGCGAGUUGGAGGUACUACUUCUUGUUUGAAGCAACUCUUCUUCUUCAGCUCGUCACUGUGUAUUUCUUCUUUAUUGAGACGAAAGGUGCAACCCUGGAAGAAAUUUCCCGUACUUUCGAUGGCGAGGAUGCUGUCAAGGAGAUGAAAGUGCGCGCCUUGGCAACUGAGAAAGUGGAUAUGGUGGAGCAGGUUGAGUAUUUGAAUAACAAAGGAAGGAAUACCUCCAACUUCGGCCAGCCGGAGUUAUAG